CACUUGGCCUAUGGGGCACUGACCUGUAAGUAAAUAGAUAGUGUUCUCGAAAAAGCUUGCAUUCUGUUUAAUGCUUUAUUGUGAUAAACUGAAGUUAGAAAGGUUUGCAGAGCUCUUUGACUUUCCACAGUGGAGUCCAUUGCUCCUUCUGGCUUCCUCCAGCUUGGAUUCACAGGGUUGUUGACUGCAGAUUGCAAUUACUAUGUCUGACUCAGUAAUUCUUCGCAGCGUGAAGAAAUUUGGAGAAGAGAAUUAUGGUUUUGAGUCAGACUCAUCACAUAACAGUGAUAAGAAACCAAGGUUACAAGAAAAGAAGAAAGAUGAUCACGUACAAGUUGGCUUCUUGCAACUGUUUCGAUUUUCUUCAUCGACUGACAUUUGGCUGAUGUUUGUUGGAAGUUUAUGUGCAUUGCUGCAUGGACUGGCCCAGCCAGGAGUGCUUCUCAUUUUUGGUACAAUGACUGAUACUUUUAUUGAGUAUGACACUGAAAUACAAGAACUCAAUAUUCCAGGAAAAGCAUGUGUGAAUAACACCAUAGUGUGGAUCAACGGCUCCCUCAACCAGAAUGUGACAAAUGGGGCACCUUGUGGGUUGCUGGACAUUGAGAGUGAAAUGAUCACAUUUGCUGCAAUGUAUGCUGGAAUCGGUGUCGUAGUACUUAUUCUGGGAUAUAUUCAAAUAUGCUUUUGGGUAAUUGCUGGAGCUCGCCAAAUAAAAGAAAUGAGAAAAGCAUACUUUAGAAGAACAAUGAGAAUGGAAAUUGGAUGGUUUGAUUGCAACGCUGUGGGAGAGCUGAAUACAAGAUUCUCUGAUGAUAUUAAUAAAAUCAACGAGGCUAUUGCUGACCAAGUGGGCAUUUUCAUUCAGCGCAUGAUGACGGCCAUCUGUGGGUUCCUGUUGGGAUUUUACAGGGGCUGGAAAUUGACCCUGGUUAUUAUUUCUGUCAGCCCUCUCAUUGGGUUUGGAGCAGCCUUCAUUGGUCUGAGUGUGGCCAAGUUCACGGACCUUGAGUUGAAGGCCUAUGCCAAAGCAGGGUGUGUGGCUGAUGAAGUCAUUUCAUCUAUGCGGACAGUGGCUGCUUUUGGUGGUGAGAAAAAAGAGGUUGAAAGGUACGAGAACAAUCUUGUGUUUGCCCAGCGCUGGGGAAUUAGAAAAGGGAUGGUGAUGGGAUUCUUUACUGGAUACAUGUGGUGUCUCAUCUUCUUUUCCUAUGCACUGGCCUUCUGGUAUGGCUCCCAACUCGUCCUGGAGGAGGGAGAAUAUACACCAGGAACCCUUGUCCAGGUCUUCCUCAGUGUCUUAAUAGGGGCUUUAAAUCUUGGGAAUGCAACUUCUUGUUUGGAAGCCUUUGCCACUGGUCGUGCAGCAGCUGUCAGCAUCUUUGAGACAAUAGACAGGAAACCCAUCAUUGAUUGCAUGUCAGAAGAUGGUUACAAGCUUGAUCGAAUCAAGGGUGAAAUUGAAUUCCACAAUGUGACUUUCCACUACCCUUCCAGACCAGAGGUGAAGAUUUUAAAUAACCUCAGUAUGGUCAUUAAACCUGGGGAAACAACAGCUCUGGUAGGAUCAAGCGGAGCCGGGAAAAGCACAGCACUGCAGCUCAUUCAGAGAUUCUACGACCCCUGUGAAGGCAUGGUGACUCUGGAUGGCCAUGACAUUCGCUCUCUUAACAUCCAGUGGCUGAGAGAUCAGAUUGGGGUCGUGGAGCAAGAGCCAGUUCUGUUCUCCACCACGAUUGCAGAGAACAUCCGUUACGGCAGAAAAGAUGCGACAAUGGAAGAUAUCGUCCGAGCUGCCAAGGAGGCCAAUGCCUACAACUUCAUCAUGGACUUGCCACAGCAAUUUGACACCCUUGUUGGAGAAGGGGGAGGCCAGAUGAGUGGUGGACAGAAACAAAGGGUGGCCAUCGCCAGAGCCCUUGUCCGAAACCCCAAGAUCCUCCUUUUGGACAUGGCCACCUCAGCGUUGGACAAUGAGAGUGAAGCCAUGGUCCAAGAAGCUCUGCAUAAGAUUCUGCAUAUGCAUACAGUCAUCUCAGUUGCCCACCGCCUCUCCACAGUCAAAGCAGCAGAUGUCAUCAUUGGUUUUGAACGUGGGACAGCAGUAGAAAAAGGCACCCAUGAAGAACUGUUGGAAAGGAAAGGUGUUUACUUCACUCUAGUGACUUUGCAAAGUCAUGGAGAUCAAGCCCUUACUCAUAAAGAUGUGAAGGAAAAAGAUGCAGCUGAAGAUGACAUGCAGAAGACCUUCAGCAGAGGGAGCUACCAGGACAGUUUAAGAGCUUCUAUCCGGCAACAUUCCAGGUCUCAGCUUUCCCACCUGGCUCAUGAACCACCUUUAGCUGUUGUAGAUUGUAAAUCUACUUAUGAAGAUGGAAAGGUCAGGCACUACCACUCUGGGAACAAGAGCAUUCCCGAGGAAGAAGAGGUUGAACCUGCCCCGGUUAGAAGGAUUCUGAAGCUCAAUGCUCCGGAAUGGCCCUACAUGGUUGGAGGGGCUGUGAGUGCAGCCAUCAAUGGGGCAGUGACGCCAUUAUAUGCCUUCUUAUUCAGCCAGAUUCUUGGGACCUUUUCACUUCCUGAUAAAGAGGAGCAAAGGUCACAGAUUGAUGGAGUGUGCCUACUUUUUGUAACAGUAGGCUGUGUGUCUUUUUUCACCCAGUUUCUGCAGGGAUAUACUUUUGCUAAAUCUGGGGAACUCCUCACAAAAAGGCUUCGUAAAUUUGGUUUCAAGGCAAUGGUAGGACAAGAUAUUAGCUGGUUUGAUGACCUCAGAAACAGCCCUGGGACCUUGGCAACAAGGCUUGCUACGGACGCCUCCCAAGUUCAAGGGGCUGCCGGCUCUCAAAUCGGGAUGAUGGUCAAUUCCUUCACUAACAUCGUAGUGGCCAUGAUCAUUGCCUUCAUCUUUAGCUGGAAGCUCAGCCUGGUCAUAUUGUGCUUCUUCCCCUUCUUGGCUCUAUCAGGAGUGCUACAAACCAAAAUGUUGACAGGAUUUGCUUCUCAAGACAAACAAGCUCUGGAGAAGGCAGGGCAGAUUACCAAUGAAGUCCUCAGUAACAUCCGCACUGUUUCUGGGAUUGGAAUGCAGAAGAAGUUUAUUGAAGCAUUUGAGGCUGAGCUGGAGAAGUCAUUCAAAACAGCCAUUCGAAAAGCAAAUGUCUAUGGAUUCUGCUUUGCCUUUUCCCAAAGCAUAUCAUUUAUUGCGAAUUCUGUUUCCUACAGAUAUGGAGGUUACUUAAUCCCUAAUGAGGGACUCCAUUACAGCUAUGUGUUCAGGGUGAUCUCUGCAGUUGUACUGAGUGCAACAGCUGUUGGAAGAACCUUCUCUUACACCCCAAGUUAUGCCAAAGCUAAAGUAUCAGCUGCACGCUUUUUUCAAAUGCUGGACCGAAGACCUCCAAUCAGUGUAUAUAGUAAUGAGGGUGAAAAAUGGGACAAUUUCCAGGGGAAGAUUGACUUUGUUGACUGUACAUUUACAUAUCCUUCUCGACCUGACGUGCAAGUUCUAAAUGGUUUCUCAGUGUCAGUUAAUCCAGGACAGACCAUGGCAUUUGUUGGAAGCAGUGGGUGUGGCAAAAGCACCAGUGUUCAGCUGCUGGAACGUUUCUAUGAUCCCGAUGGAGGGAAGGUGAUGAUAGACGGACGUGACAGCAAAAGAGUGAAUGUCCAGUUUCUCCGCUCAAAUAUUGGGAUUGUUUCCCAGGAGCCAGUGUUGUUUGCCUGUAGCAUAAAGGACAACAUCAAGUAUGGGGACAACACCAAAGACAUUCCCAUGGAAAGAGUCAUAGCAGCUGCAAAGCAAGCUCAGUUGCAUAACUUUGUCAUGUCACUCCCGGAGAAAUAUGAAACUAACGUUGGGGCCCAGGGUUCUCAACUCUCUCGAGGGGAGAAACAGCGCAUUGCUAUCGCUCGCGCCAUUGUGCGAGAUCCUAAAAUCUUGCUACUUGAUGAAGCCACUUCUGCCCUAGACACAGAAAGUGAAAAGACAGUGCAGGUUGCUUUGGAUAAAGCCAGAGAAGGUCGGACCUGCAUUGUCAUUGCUCAUCGCCUGUCUACCAUCCAGAACUCUGACAUCAUUGUUGUUAUAUCACAAGGGACGGUGAUUGAAAAGGGAAGUCACGAAGAACUGAUGGCUCAGAAGGGGGCCUACCACAAGCUGGUCACUACUGGAGCCCCCAUCAGUUGACCUGACUCAAGAACUUCAUGCAUCAAUCAUGCACACAGUACAGGUGUGCUUCAGGUUGUUGCAUUUUUAAGGAGCAAUGUUGAUAAUCCUACCUUUAUAGACAUGGUUACACACUGGGAUCCAAGCUAAUUUCUAAUGACCUUCAAUAAUAAUUCAGUUUGAGAUGUUCAUGUAGAAAAUGAAAGAAACCAGGGUCCAUGUGAGUAAGAAUCCAAAGUGGGAGAAGCCUGUGACCAUCUCAUUUUGGACCACAGAUCCCUAGAAAGGCUAAGGAUGUAAAGUCCUCAGUCCUUCUGGAAGGUGGAGAGAGCGGGGACAGAUGAGGCUGAAGAUAGCAUGGGCUGGAAACCUGAGACAAAGCAGAGGUGCAGAGCCCCUGCCGCAGGCUGCUGUUCUUGCCCAGUACCAGCAGAACCACAGCUGCUCCCUCUCCAGGGGAGCUCACAAGUAGGCUGCGUAUAAGGACAUGAGGUGCGGUUGAAGGAGUGGCUGACACAGAGGAGAUGGGGUUGAGUGUAGGAAAUAUAUGAACCAUCCUCCUCUGGCAGGAGAUUGAAAAAUGAGGCUUGAACUAUUGAUGGUUGUCAUAUUGAGGAGGAGGAGGGUAGAGGAAUUCAGUCUAGUUAUGAAAAAUGGCAGUGCAGUAGCUUGCAGAAUAUAGAUGCCUACUAGAAGGAAUUAAGCUAACCAUGCUUAUCCUCUAUCUUGAAAAAAAAGGGGAGCUAAACUCUGCUUGUUAAGUGAAUUUUCAAAGAGGAAAACUUGGACUCUGUCCUGGGAGGUUACCAGUUUCCUAGAAGGGAAUUUAUGUGGUGUGAAAAGGCAGUGAAUGAGUUAGUUAUCUUUUCAAAUAAGGGACCUGAAAGUUAUUUAUGAAAGGAGAAAGACUGACCAGAGAGAAUGUAAAAAUGAUUUGAGAAAACAAUCGCUUUUUAAGACUUAGUGACUAGGAAGAAGAUUCCAACUUCAAAAAUGAAUAAAUAAAGUUGUGUGUUUAUUUUGUAAUGCCA
Molecule: messenger RNA, 5199 nt
Organism: Heterocephalus glaber (naked mole-rat)
Lineage: Eukaryota; Metazoa; Chordata; Mammalia; Rodentia; Bathyergidae
Gene: Abcb11
Product: ATP binding cassette subfamily B member 11
Biological process (GO): oligopeptide export from mitochondrion
Cellular component (GO): mitochondrial inner membrane
Molecular function (GO): ABC-type oligopeptide transporter activity; ATP hydrolysis activity; ATP binding
Source: RefSeq, a predicted model, not a curated record